Molecule: messenger RNA, 530 nt
Organism: Hevea brasiliensis (rubber tree)
Lineage: Eukaryota; Viridiplantae; Streptophyta; Magnoliopsida; Malpighiales; Euphorbiaceae
Product: auxin-induced protein 15A
Exons: 1
Coding region: 128-433 (101 amino acids)
Biological process (GO): response to auxin
Source: RefSeq, a predicted model, not a curated record
UUUCUGUAUAUAUACACACAAACAUUUAGAUUGAAAAGCAUCACAAGUCCUUACACUCUCAAGCAUCAAGAUCUCCUUUCUUUUGAAAGUCCUUAUUGAUCAUUCUUUAGUUCAUACAUACAAAAAUAUGGGUUUCCGUCUGCCUGCUAUUCUUCGUGCCAAGCAAAUUCUUCAGAGGUCUCCUUCUGCAAACCAAACACAUGCUGCAUCAGUAGCCAGCGAUGUGCCAAAGGGCUACCUUGCAGUCUAUGUUGGAGAAAAACAAAGGAAGCGAUUUGUGAUUCCUAUAUCAUACUUGAGCAAAGCUUCAUUUCAAGACUUAUUAAUCCAAGCUGAAGAAGAAUUUGGAUAUGACCAUCCAAUGGGUGGUCUUACAAUUCCCUGCAGUGAAAACAUCUUCGUUGAUGUCAUUUCUUCCUUAAAUUGUUCAUGAGAUUGAACACUGAACACAAUUUUGUAAAGAAUUAGAGUUACAAGUACAAUGUACACAAAAGCAUAAGCAUUAAGCACUUAUACUUUUAUUUCUUUAA